Messenger RNA from Symbiodinium necroappetens, 4302 nucleotides. The record is from the annotation of a GenBank genome assembly. Lineage: Eukaryota; Dinophyceae; Suessiales; Symbiodiniaceae.
AUGGCAAGCAGCGCGUUUGGCGAGAUACACUACCCGCGCUAUGGCUGCGGCAAGGGCUUUGAAGACCUCCCGUUUUGCAAUAGCAGGUUGCCCAUCGCAGAUCGUGUCGACGACUUGGUACAGCGGUUACGGUUGGAGGAGAAGCCACUCCUGAUGGUUGCCCGGCUGGCGCCGCUUGGCAACAUCUCACGGCUUGGCAUUCCACAAUAUGACUGGGGAGCCAAUUGCAUCCAUGGUGUUCAAUCUCGCUGUGGUAAAGGCUCAGAUGGUAAGGUUCGAUGCCCCACCUCUUUUGCAGCUCCGAACCUCUUAGGUGCCACUUUCAACGAGUCGGCAUGGUGGACGAUGGGUCACAUUAUUGGCGUGGAGCUGCGCAGCCUGUGGAAGCAAGGCAGAGGAGAGAACCAUCCACCCACACAGCUUCCACCUUUAGGCCUGGACUGCUGGAGCCCAAACAUCAACAUAGUCCGUGAUCCACGUUGGGGGCGGAACAUGGAGACGACGUCUGAGGAUCCUUUCAUCCUGAGCCGCUUCGGGAUACAGGUGACGAAGGGCCUGCAGGAAGGCAAGGAGGACAAAGGGCGGCUACAAGCCAUUGUCACACUCAAGCACUUUGCAGCGAAUGAGCUUGAAGGCACAUGGAAGGGACCGGGCGGUCCUGCUGAGUACCCUGGCACCGGGAUGUGCCCUGGACGGAAGUGUACAAGACACACAAUCAACGUAAAUAUCUCUUCGUACGAUCUGGCCUCAUCCUAUCUGGCAUCUUUCCGCAGCACCGUAGUAGAAGGAGGUGCACUUGGGGUAAUGUGUUCUUACAAUUCAAUCAAUGGCUAUCCGAGUUGUGCCAACAAAUGGCUUCUGAAUGAGAAGCUGCGACAAGACUGGGGCUUCAAAGGCUAUGUAACGGGAGACUCUGGAGCUGUCGCCGACAUUUACGAUCAACAUUGGUUCGCUCCGUCAAUGGAGGAUGCAGUUGCCAAGGCUGUGGAGGCCGGCACAGAUGUCCAAUCCUCUGGGUGGCCUUCGGGGCACCCGUGGGCGACGACGAACGCUGAGUACCUGAAGUACAUCCCAGACUUGGUCCGACAGGGAAAGCUGUCUGAAGAGGCGCUGGACGAAGCUCUGAGGCACACUUUGACCCUCAGAUUCCGCCUCGGCCUCUUCGAUGAUCCUGCUAGCCAACCAUAUGAGCACUUCUCUCCCGACAUUGUGCGCAGCAGUGAGCAUCUGGCUGCCGCUCUUGACUCGACGGAGCAGGGUCUGGUACUUCUCAAGAACGAGAAGGGCACUUUGCCAAUCCCUGAGGGUCGAAAGAUUGCCGUCAUCGGUCCCCACGCCGCUUCCCGAGGAGAGCUCCUCGGAAACUACCUGGGUCAGAUUUGCCCAGGUGAGAGGCAGAGCUUCGCUUGUGUGCAGACCAUCUUCGAAGCCCUCGCCAACUUGACGCAGCAAGUGACCACAGCCCCAGGAUUGCCCGGCAUCAGCAGUGAAGUUGACCCGAAGAUCCUUGCAGAAGCGGUAGCCACGGCGAAGGCUGCCGAGUACAUCAUACUGGCUUUAGGCCUGGACACUGCCUCAAUCGAGAAAGAGGGGCAGGAUCGCCGCACGGUGAUGCUGCCGCCUGGGCAGUUGGUUCUGCUCGAUGCCAUGAUCGCCCUGAAGAGGCCGCUAACUGUUGUGCUGGUGAAUGGCGGCAUGGUGGCGAUGACACCCGUCAAGGAGAAGGCCGACGCCAUCGUGGAAGCCUGGUACCCCGGGUUUUUUGGCGCCACAGCCAUCGCCCGUGCAGUGUUGGGACACAGCAACCGCUGGGGCAAGCUGCCUGUGACUAUUUAUGAUGAACACUUUACAGAGCAAUUCGACAUGCUCAGCUUUGACAUGACUAAAUCUCCUGGGCGGACGUACCGAUACUUUACAGGACAACCGCUUUGGCCAUUUGGGUACGGUCUGUCUUACACCACCUUUGCUUUGCAGAUCCUCGGUUCAAGUUCGAUCAAGGUCUCGCAGGCAGGAGGUUCCGCAAAGGUCGAUGUACGCGUCCUGAACACUGGGGAGAGAACCGGCGACGAAGUGGUAAUGGCUUAUUUUUCACCAGUGGAAGGGACCCUUCCUGCAGGAUGUGCUGCCACACUUCUGCGCAAAGAGCUUUUUGCUUUCCAGCGGGUUGCCCUCCAGCCUCAGACAAGUGCGACCUUGAGCUUCACGCUCACAGCCGCGAGUUUCCAGGUCUUUACAGAUGCCGGUGAUGGUGUCAGCUAUGCUGGCAAGUACACUGUAUUGCUCAGCACAGGUAGUGUGGACGUGACCAUCAAUGUCGAAGUGGAGGGAAAUCGGCAGCAGCCAUUGGUUUUACAGCCUUGGCAAGUGUCAAGUGUACUCAGCAUCACAGGAUCUGACCCAGAAGCACCAAGCAAGGAUUCUGACAGCAGUUCUGUAGAUAGGAUUAGGCGUCGUGCUGCCUGUUUAUACACAGGUGCGAUGAGGCUGAAGUUAACACACGAGGAAGUGCCGAAGCACAAAUCGCUAGUGACUGCAGUCGGAUGGUACAAGACCGGCAAGCAAUACGAGUUGCUGUCAGCCGGCGAUGACCAGGAAAUCUGGAAAUGGCAUGUCGAGGGCUCCCCGAUCGUGAAGCUGGGAAGCUGCGAGUCCUUCUGCACGGCCAUGGCAUGGAUGCCCAGUGGCAAAGGUUCAGAGAACACCUUUGCACUGGGAUGUGCCGAUGGAACCUUCAGACUGGUCAGUGAGACCGGCCGAGAAGAGAAGAAGGUUGAUGCUCACCGAGGCGCAGUCAUCUCCCUGCGGUGGAGCUUCGACGGAUCUGCCAUCGCAACAGCUGGUGAAGACGGCAUUGUCAAGGUUUGGUCCAGGAGUGGAAUGCUGAGGUCGGCCCUGGCGCAACAGUCGCAUGCCAUCUACUCGGUGGUCUGGUCUCCGGAUUGCGAGCAUAUUCUCUUCGCGUGCAGUUCAAAGAUCCACCUCAAAUCCAUUCAGGCUGGCCAGAAACAGGUCGAGUGGAAGGCCCACGAUGGUGUCGUCAUGAUGCUGGACUGGUCUUUUGUCAACAACACUAUCCUUUCUGCCGGCGAAGACUGCCGGUACAAGAUUUGGGACUGUUAUGGUCGGCUUCUCUUCAACUCCGCCCCUCUCGACCAUGUGGUCACUGCCAUUGCGUGGUCCCCGACAGGCAAGCAUUUUGCCGUCGGGAGCUUCAACACCUUGAAGCUUUGUGACCGUACUGGAUGGUCCUACUGUCGUGAGACGCCAGAUGUGGGCUCCAUUUUCUCCAUCUCCUGGUGCAAUGACGGAACGCAACUUGCAUGCGGCACCGGGAGUGGGCAUGUAGUCUUUGGAAGCCUCGUCGAAAGAAGCUGCACGUGGCAGAACAUGGACGUAAACUUGGAUGAAAACAACAUGAUUACGGUGGUGGACAUUCUCAAUGAGACAAAGGAGGAAUUGGACUUCCGUGAUCGCGUGACCGACAUGUCCUUGGCUUAUGGAGCUUUGGUUGUGAAUACCAACAGCCAGUGCUUCAUAUACCAGUCGACAAACUGGAACACGCCUCACGUGGAGGACUUGAAAGAGCCACCAACGCUCAUUGUCCAGUGUCCACACCACUUCGCUCUGGUCGAUGCCAAUGGAAUUCAGAUCAUCAACUACGAAGGCCGACAGUUGUCUACCAUAAAGAUGAGCGGCCUUCGCUAUGAGUUCCUGAACCAUCAGACAUUGAGCAUUUGCCGAGAUGCAGUUGCCCUAGUAGAUCCUGCACAGCCGAAACAGAUACGUGUGUUCGAUGUUUUCACGGGCCGUGCCAUGGGGAACCCUAUCCAGCACAAGCUCGACAUCGUGCGCAUCUCGCUUAACCAGCAGGGGUCAGGCAGCGAUCGAAAAAUCGCAAUCCUGGACAAGAACAAGGAUUUGUAUCUCACCAAGGCCAUGCAAGCAGACAAGACUGAGAAGCUUGGGGCCAUGGUGGACACUUUUAUGUGGAAUGACAGCACCGACAUGCUUAUUGCCCUGAUCGACGAAAAACUAGUUAUUUUCAUCUAUCCGGCUGUAUGCUUUGUUGACAAGGAUUUGCUUCCAAAGACGCUGCAGUCAAAGACCUGCGCGGAUGCCGGCAAGUACGCACAGAUUGUCGCAUUCUAUGGCUCCAACUGCACCAUCAGAAAGGCAGAUGGCUCGGAUUUGGCCAUGGUCACCACCCCCUAUCCUCAGCUGUCUGGAGCUAAGCCGCUCAGGGCCACUGAUUCCAAAAAAGACAGGGGAGCCCGAGCCUUCCAGGCUUUACACGCACUUUGA